Messenger RNA from Ogataea haglerorum, 1563 nucleotides. RefSeq lists its product as uncharacterized. Gene Ontology annotation, biological process: fatty acid alpha-oxidation. Bases 1 to 1563 code for a protein of 520 amino acids. The transcript has a single exon. The record is from RefSeq and is a predicted model, not a curated record. Gene Ontology annotation, molecular function: magnesium ion binding; thiamine pyrophosphate binding; catalytic activity. Gene Ontology annotation, cellular component: peroxisome. Lineage: Eukaryota; Fungi; Ascomycota; Pichiomycetes; Pichiales; Pichiaceae.
AUGAAUUCUACUAACCGAAAGAUUGCUGAUGCUUGCAUCGAGAAAGGCAUUCGGUUCAUCCCCUUCAGAAAUGAACAGCAAGCGUCUUUAGCAGCUUCAGUAUACGGAUAUUUAACCAGCAAGCCAGGGGUUUUGCUGACUGUUGGAGGGCCAGGGAUUGUCAAUGCUCUGGCUGGCGUGUACAAUGCGAACUCCAACAAAUGGCCCCUCAUGGUUUUGGCCGGAUCAACUAAAAUAUCCCUAACAGGAAAAGGCGGAUUUCAGGAAUUGGACCAGGUCAGUCUGAUGAAGCCAUGGGCUAAAAGUAGCUUUCGCACAGUUCUAAGCAGCCAAAUACCGCAGUACCUGGAGAAAGCAUAUUGGUCCUCCAUAGCAGAUGUUCCAGGGACAACUUACGUUGACUUGCCGGACGACCUUAUCAAUCAAGAAUGCUACGAAAAUGUUCGAGUGAUGAAAUUCGAUUUUUCAUUACUCUGGACUGCAACUCCUGAACUAAGAAAAAUAAAAAGGGCAAGCAAACUCCUGAAAGACGCCAGGUUUCCACUGCUGAUAAUUGGAAAGGGAGCAGCAAAUGCGGCACACACACUCAGACAGUUUGUCGCAACCCACCAAAUCGCGUUUCUCCCAACUCCAAUGGGAAAAGGAAUCAUUCCGGAUGCUUCCAACUGCAACGUAUCCUCUGCAAGGUCUUUGGUUUUAAAGCAUGCAGACGUGGUGCUAGUGGCAGGUGCCAGGUUGAACUGGAUUCUCCAUUUUGGGGAACCUCCAAAAUUCAACAAAGAUGUCAAAAUCAUUCAAAUUGACACUGACGCUAGCGAGAUCGCACGUAGCGUGGGUACUCUGGAGCUGGGAGUUCUCGGAGACGUGGGGCACACAAUCAACCAUCUCAGCGAUCAAUUGAAAGGACACCAAUUUCCAGCGCUUCCAAAGAUGGUCACAGAGCUCAUUGAAAAAAGAGAACAAGCGUUGCGGCAACAGGAGGAAAUUGUCAAUGAUGAUCUAAUGCCUAGUCACACCCAAGCACUGGCCGCCAUAAGGAAACACAUUCCGCCUGAUGCGAACAUCGUGGCUGAGGGCGCUCGUACAAUGGAUCUGUCCCGACAGAGUUUGUAUCUCUGCGAGCCUCGCCAGAGGUUAGAUGCAGGGACCAAUGGCACAAUGGGAAUUGGUUUGGCAUAUGCAGUGACAGCCAAACUGACUAGGAAAAAUAAGCCGUUGAUUGUUAUACAAGGAGACUCUGCAUUCGGAUUCUCGGCUAUGGAGAUUGAAACCCUGGUGCGAGAACGACUUCCCUGUCUGAUAAUAGUGCUCAACAAUUCUGGAAUAUACAAUGGAGUUGAAAACCCGCGUGAGUACGUUCCAUACACCAGAAAACCGCUUCCUUCAACGGCUUUGACUUUUGGGGUUCGGUACGAAAAGAUCGGCUGGUCAUUGGGCGGGACCGGCUAUUUCGUGGAGAAAUGCAAGGAGCUGGAUGACGUUUUGGAAAAAGGGGUGGAAGAUAUGAUGAGCGGAAAAAUUGUUUUAAUCAACGUGUUGGUGAAACCACACGCAAAGCUAUAG